AAACGAUGAUACCCGUGAGUUAAUAAGCACAAUGCAGUGGGAGUGCGCUCGUCUCUCCAGUGGUGAGUCUGUAGGUAAACAGCAGCCCUCCCCCCCGACACUGUGACGCAGCAGCUGACAUCACUUCCCUGUUCGCUUGUCAGGUAAGCUGUCGGAAAAAGACUCGAUACUGCAAAACCCCGUCGUCUGUGGCUACAAUGUCCUCCCCUUUGGUGUUUUAACCGAAGCCCGUCGUCUCUUAGUCGGAGGAAACUUUCCCAACAUGGCGUGCUGCAAGUCAGACUCGGCGGUGGACUUGGGGACGAUUCCCCUCAUUGCACUGAAUGUCAGGGUGCGGAAAAAGUUGGGACUGUAUUUAAACCCCAGGAACAUGGUGGCCGCGGACUGGAUGGCCGUUGCGGAGGUGAUGGGGUUUAACUACCUCGAGAUAAAGAACUAUGAGGCGUCCAAAAACCCCACGCAAAUGGCUCUGGAGGGCUGGCAGGCCCGCUCCACGGACGCGUCCGUGGGGAAGCUGCUGUCCAUCCUGGCAGAGGUGGAGAGAGAGGACAUUGUGGAGGAUCUUCGUCCGCUGAUAGAUGAGGACGUGAGGAAGUAUUGCGAGAGUCAGAAGAAGAAGGCUGAGCCCCCAGUUCAGGUUGAUGAGGUGGACAGCUGUUUCCCGCGUACCCCGGAGAGGAUUGGCAUCACCCUGGAGGAUGACCCCGAAGGUUCCCCUGAACUGUUCGACGCCUUCAUCUGCUACUGCCACAGUGACUUCGAGUUUGUCCACGAGAUGAUCCGGGAGCUGGAGCAGACCCAGUACAAGCUGAAGCUGUGUGUGUUCGACAGAGAUGUCCUCCCAGGCUCCUGUGUAUGGACCAUCACCAGUGAACUCAUCGAGAAGAGGUGUAAGAGGAUGGUGGUGGUGAUUUCUGAUGAAUACCUUGACAGCAAUGCCUGUGACUUUCAGACCAAGUUUGCUCUCAGCCUCUCUCCCGGAGCUCGAAACAAACGCCUUAUUCCAGUGGUGUACAAGUCAAUGACGAAGCCGUUCCCCAGCAUCUUGCGCUUCCUCACCAUAUGUGACUACACCCGGCCUUGUACACAGGCUUGGUUCUGGACACGGCUGGCCAAAGCGCUGUCGCUGCCAUGAUCAUGGACCUGGCAGUUCGUUCUGUAUUAAGGUGCCUUAUUAUUCCACGAAAGGGAAUUUUGGACAAUGGCGAAACAUUACAGAUUCAAGUGUGUGCUAUUGCUUGUUAUCCAUGUCCUGCUGGCUUCUGAAGCACUAUCAUUAUGAAACUCAAGCUGCACAAGGAUACCAUAUAGCAGUAAAGUUCUCUCUGCACAAAGCCAUAUUAUGUUAUUAAAAUUUCAAAAAUAACAUAGGUUGUGCCUGCUCAUGUUAAUAUUUAUGUGAGUCAUAUCGGCGAGGACAAUCUGUUUGUAUUCAGGCCAGCAUGCAUUAAAUCCUCUGUAAAAGGAAGCUGGCCACUUCCUCUUACAAGUUAACUUCUAGAUGAGAGCGAAGCCUCAGAGGAAGAGAUAUUGUGAUUGUGACACUUCAACUUUUUCAGUUUUACUCAAGGCUGACACCUGCCUUUCUCUCUCACACUGUCACAAUGAUGUCUGACAUUUAAUUUUGUAUUUUUAAUAUGAUCUUUUUUUUUUUUUUUAAGAACAGUUUAAUGAAAAGUUAAUGUAUUCUAUCUUGACUUGAUUGCUCUGAAUAUGAUUUCCUCAAAAUAAACUGAACACAUUUUUCAAUGGC
This is a messenger RNA of Morone saxatilis (striped sea-bass), 1753 nucleotides long. It is a transcript of the gene myd88, whose product is annotated as MYD88 innate immune signal transduction adaptor. Lineage: Eukaryota; Metazoa; Chordata; Actinopteri; Moronidae. Gene Ontology annotation, molecular function: TIR domain binding; Toll-like receptor binding. Gene Ontology annotation, biological process: innate immune response; MyD88-dependent toll-like receptor signaling pathway; Toll signaling pathway. Gene Ontology annotation, cellular component: plasma membrane. The coding region runs from base 263 to 1135 and encodes 290 amino acids. The record is from RefSeq and is a predicted model, not a curated record. The transcript is spliced from 5 exons.